AUGACUAAAGAUGGUAAAGACGUUAACGAUUUAUGGUUUAUAUUGGAAGGAAACGGGUCUAAUCGCGGCAGUGUGCUUGAUGCGUAUUGCUGUUGUCUUGGUGGUAGAGAUGGUGGAUGUAAGCAUAGGAGAGGGAUAGUGUUACAAGUAAGGAGUGUAAAUGGAUUCGAAGAUCAAGAUUCUCAUUCAUCUGUUAAAAGUUGCAGCGUGUCCACGAGGGAAACUGUUUUGGAAUGCGAUUUUGCCAGAGACAUGUGCGGAUGGCACUCUUUGCCAAUCAAGAGUUGGUCACGUGUUAAGAAUACAAUCGUCAAUGCCUCCGAUAACUUUGGUUGGAAUCUGCCAAAUGAUUUUUUCUACAUCUUUGCGCUUUCUCUGCACUCCGAAUUUCCAGUGAAGUUUCUCAGUCCGAAGUUUUCGCCUCGUCGUUUCUGUACCCUCUCUUUUGCAUAUAAAAUGUUUGGAAUUCCACAAGCAAAUCUCACGAUUCUCGUAUUGGAGGACGAUGACAUAGCCAAACAUACCGAGUGGACGAUGCGAGAUGAUCAAGGCGGAGACUUUUGGCGUCGGGGUUUUCUGAAGUUAUCAAAAUAUCCUCGGCUUACUGGCGUCAUCUUUCAGUUCAUCCUUGCUGCUAAGUCAACGUGGAAACAUCAUAUCUCUCGUGGAAACGUUAGCAUUGACGAUAUACAAUUGGUGUGUGAAAAAAGAGGAAGGAUCACAACGGAUGCAAAAGUGUGCGUGCAACGCAGGAUCCCUUCUGCCGGAUGUCUUCAUCCUGCCAACCUGCCAAAUGUUAAAGACAUUCGCUCUCAAGGCAGGAGUCCACACGGUGCACUUUACGCAAAUGAAAAGAACUUUGCUUCAGUCAUGUUUCGCUUCUGCCCAAAGAACUGCAUACCUGGGUGCCUCUUGGAAUUCAAAAUCGUUUCAUCCCCGACUCUUUUUUAAGCGCGUUCCCACCCUCCGGUUUGCCUGAUCCAAAGUUUGCGCGGUUAAACGGUUAUGAUGCGUGGUGCUCGUCUGAUCGCAAUGCUGGUUAUGUACGUCUAGAAAUAACUCUCCCACAGCUCGCUCUGGUUUCACGCAUAGCUGUGCAAGGCAGGGACCGAAUCAUGCGAAAGACCAGUAGUUCCUGGGUGUCAUACUUUGCAAGAUGGUUUAAGCAUGCGCGAAGUGUGUCAUUGUCAUGAGGGUUACCAUGGAGACAGCUGUCAGCACGUGGGAUGCCAGCCGAAUCCCUGCCAUCACAAAGGAAAGUGUGUAAUGAUGGUGUCGAACUUCACAUGUAAAUGUAAAACGGGAUUUUCGUGUUACUUCGUGUGUGGGAAAUACCACCAGAAAUUUCUGCUGAUGCUCCACCUAUGAUGUCUUUUGCCAAUGUUCCAGUUAUCUCAACUGUUGUCGAUGUUUCUUGAAUAAAGGAGGUCGACGUUGACACCUGAAACACGCAGGUAUGAUUACUUCCUUUUAUGCCGGGACAUGCUGUGGAAAAAGCUUCGUCGGAGCAAAUUUCACCAGCUUUCUUUGGACCUGAAAGAUCAUCACAGUUGUAAACGGUUAAUUGUACGUUACCAUCGCUUAGAUAAUCCACUCGUAGUUGAUUUGCCGGCUCUCCCCAGGCGACACGUUCUUUCGUGUUCCCACAAUGCCAAGAAAGUUCACUUUCUCUUUGGGAUAAAGUGAUUCGAACAUCACGACUGCCUUUCCUAAUCGUUUGACUGGCGAAUGUUACAUAUGAAGAACUUCGACACUUUUCUUCAGUGUACUCAACUUGUUUGCAGCCUCUAACUUGCUCGUUAUGCCCCAACUUGCUUGUACAGCCAUAACUUGUAUGUAAUGCACAAGCUACCAAUACUAAGCUCAAUGCUCUAGAUAAA
Molecule: messenger RNA, 1880 nt
Organism: Xenia sp. Carnegie-2017
Lineage: Eukaryota; Metazoa; Cnidaria; Anthozoa; Malacalcyonacea; Xeniidae
Exons: 9
Coding region: 1-951 (316 amino acids)
Cellular component (GO): membrane
Source: RefSeq, a predicted model, not a curated record